GCGGACCUUCUCUCGAAGGACCACUGUCUGAAGACAAGGGCACUCAUAGCCAAGUGGCGAUAGCCCUUGAAAGGCUGAAAGGAAAAAGGCCCACCCGAGUCGAAACACGACAAAUGGAGCUGUUUUUUUCUGUUUCGCGAGAAUUGGAGAGCGGGGAAGAGGGUCCUCCACCCUUCAGUCUUCACUUGAGUGGGAAUUCUCAUGGUGUUUGGUUCAAAUCAGAGCCUUAUAAUUGGACAAUUUCAUUGUGAGAAACUUGAUUUUUUUAGGCGUAGAUAAGUGAGUGUACUGCACAGUGAAGAGGUGGACUUUAACCUUCCGUCAAUGUGUAAGUGAUUCAUUUGAAAUACAGGUGUGAUGUGUCCUCGGAUUCAUGGUGCAAAUUUCACCCAAUAUCCAUAUCUGAGUAAUGCUCAAGUGUGUGGGUGUUGACAUUGGUCAAGAUGGUUUCCAGAACUUAUGAGAGUGCUCAAGUCCAGUAAAAGACAUUUAGUGACAUGUAUUCGACCAGCGUGACCAUCUUCAAUUUCACAGAACUACCGCUAUUGCCCAGUGAUAACGGAUCGCUGGAUUAUGGAGCAGACUCUGGACAAAAGGAUCAAUCCAAUCCUGUUUGGGGUAUGCCCAUGUUCGAAAACAAUGCCUUGGCCAAUCUCAGUGAUGCGGAAUACCUGGCUAUGGUUCUGGGUCCCAAGAAUGUGGGUCUUCCCCUCCUAAUCCCGAUCACCAUCAUCUACGUGCUCAUCUUCAUUUCGGGUGUGAUUGGCAACGUGGCCGUGUGUUUGGUGAUCAUCAAAAACAAGUCCAUGCACACUGCCACCAACUACUACCUCUUCUCGUUGGCCAUCUCUGAUCUGAUGAUAUUGGUCUUAGGUUUGCCGAACGAUCUAGCCAUUUAUUGGCAACAGUAUCCGUGGAUGUUGGGGGAGGCCAUGUGUAAAGGACGAUCCUUGGUAUCGGAAAUGACUUCUUAUUCAUCGGUUCUCAUCAUUGUUUCUUUCUCCAUGGAACGAUAUCUGGCCAUUUGUCAUCCCCUGUACUCUCACACGAUGUCCGGGUUCAAAAGAGCGGUCAGAAUCAUAUGCUUGGUCUGGCUCAUAAGCUUGGUUUCGGCCAUUCCAUAUGCCAUCUUCACGCGACUUAACUACAUUGAUCGGCCCCUGAAUUCGGGAAACUAUUUGGAGGAAUCCGCUUUCUGCGCCCUUUUGGACGACAAUAUCUAUCCAAAGAACUAUCCGGUGCAUCAGUUGUCCUCCUUCCUCUUCUUUAUCUUUCCCAUGGGAAUCCUCGUUAUUCUCUACAUUCGAAUGGGUUUUCGAAUUCGACAGACCAGUGAGAUCCAACGCAAUCUUCCGCGGUCCAACACACAAAACCAUCAUAAUAACCAUCACGGAGGAGGGGGAGGAAACAACGGGACACACCCACCCGGAUCAUCCGGAAGCUUUACGGACAGGAUGGAUAGGCAUACAGCCGGAUCUAGAAGAACUGUGCUACGAAUGCUUUUCCUUGGGUGUGGUUGUUGUCAGACUAGGCGUGGGGCACGGGUUCCACUCUGUAGUGGUGAGUCCACCUCAGGUGAAGGAGCGACCUUCGCUUGCGUAUGUGGGCCUAACAAACCAUUACUGCCUCCAAUUCAGCCUCCCAUCAAGUCAUUAGAUGAGCCAUUAGUCUCAUUGGAAGAAGAUACGGAGGCCGAUGCAGGAGAUUCCAGUGGCGGAGAGGUCUUAAUUUUGGACAUUCCUAAAGAGGACGUGGGACUCCAACAAGCUUUAUUAGACGCGGGUGUGAGGCCCGCGGCAGUUUCAAACCCCAAAUCCGAUGACAUCGUCCAUGGAAACCGUCAAAACUCUUUGGGCUCGAACUCUUCUUUUUGUCCUGUUUGUUCUGAUACACAUGCGAGUCGGACCCAAGACCUCAGUAGAGGGGAUGACACAGAUUCUUUUACCCCUCGGAUCCGUUCAGACAAGCGAAGUGUGACUAUUUUGCUUGCUGCCGUGGUGUUUGCAUUCUUCCUCUGCUGGGCUCCGUUCCAUGCUCAACGUUUGUCGUACGUGUACUUCAAGGAGUCUAUGAUCUUCCGGACCAUCAACGAGUACCUCUACUACGUCUCAGGGUUCCUCUACUACCUUUCCGCCACCGUCAAUCCCAUUUUGUAUAACCUCAUGUCCCUGAAGUAUCGCCAUGCAUUUAGACAGACCCUUUGUGGCAAAGGGACCAGUUCCCGUCGGCGACGACCGGGCACAAUCAACCGAAGCUACACAUUCCGGAGCACCACCAGAACUGUGGUGGAAAAUAACGGUUCAGAUUGGGAUCCACGCAUGCGAAAUGAACCGAGGGGGUCAUUCCGAAAACGUUCACAAGAUGGCGCGGCACAAAGAUUCAGUUUUCACAAGAGCAAUUGCUCCGAGGGAAAUCAUUUAAAUUCAAGUACCUCAGACAAAAGCUCCGUGGCCCCAGGAGGAGGACUUGGGAGGCGUGCCCGGUCUUACCCUGAUCGAUCCGAGUUCCAACAUGCCAUGCACCUCGCAAAUGCUACCUUCUCCGAUAUCAUCGAGGAAGACAGUCAAGUCUCUAAUUCCGGGGGAGGUGGACUCCGGCUCUCCCAACCCUCUUUGGUGUCGCCCUGCUGCAGCCUCCCGUUAGAGAAGACAGCAGACAUUAAAUUCACAAUAGGACAACCCGGCGCACCUCCACUUAUUAACUUUGUGGCUCAAGGCCGGUGCUCACUCUCCCGGUCAAGGUCAACUUCCCCCAAACCCGUGACCGUGGAUUCUUGUUGCCAAACUACCGGAGAAUCGGAUGGAUUCUUAAUGAAAUGUCGUUGCUUCCCAGUGCCAAAUGACUCCGGUGACAAACAACGGUGUGGUGGAAAGUGUAAUGAAUGGGUAACGCCUGGGGAGUCAGUGUUGCUAGAUGAGGUUGGGGCUGUUGGUCAGUUACCUUUGCCACUUGAACAAGCGAAUGCAUUUGAAGGCGUCGUUAAGGAUGACGACGAUCAAGAUUCCGGGAAUGGAUCCGUGUCAGAGUUGCACGCACUCUUUGACCGAGAAUCCCAAGCCAGGCUUAAUGGCGUCCAACAUACAAAGGCCUGAG
This is a messenger RNA of Tigriopus californicus, 3093 nucleotides long. Its product is annotated as pyrokinin-1 receptor-like. Lineage: Eukaryota; Metazoa; Arthropoda; Copepoda; Harpacticoida; Harpacticidae. Gene Ontology annotation, molecular function: neuropeptide receptor activity. Bases 498 to 3092 code for a protein of 864 amino acids. Gene Ontology annotation, cellular component: plasma membrane. The record is from RefSeq and is a predicted model, not a curated record. Gene Ontology annotation, biological process: neuropeptide signaling pathway. The transcript has 10 exons.